Messenger RNA from Cucurbita moschata (crookneck pumpkin), 1085 nucleotides. RefSeq names its product VAN3-binding protein-like. The transcript has 5 exons. Gene Ontology annotation, biological process: auxin-activated signaling pathway; phloem or xylem histogenesis; leaf vascular tissue pattern formation. The record is from RefSeq and is a predicted model, not a curated record. NCBI's taxonomy places the organism in Eukaryota, Viridiplantae, Streptophyta, Magnoliopsida, Cucurbitales, Cucurbitaceae. The coding region runs from base 1 to 1050 and encodes 349 amino acids.
AUGAAUCGGCAAAAUUCCAUGCAGCUUUACCGCACCAACUAUACUUUGAGUACCUCCACGGUGAAUGGGUCCAACGCCGCCGUUAUCGGCGGCGGAAAGACGGUCGGACGGUGGUUGAAGGAGCGGAAGGAGAGGAGAAAAGAAGAAAACAGGGUACAGAAUGCUCAGCUUCAUGCUGCUGUUUCUGUUGCAGGGGUGGCUGCUGCCAUCGCCGCCAUUGCCUCCGCCUCUGCAAGUUCCCAAGGCGGAAAUGACGGGAAAGAUAUCCCGAAGACCGAUAUGGCUUUGGCCUCUGCCGCCACAUUGGUCGCCGCUCAAUGCGUGGAGGCCGCUGAAGCCAUGGGAGCAGAACACGAUCACCUUGCCUCUGUUAUAAGCUCCGCCGUCAAUGUCAAGUCCGCCGGCGAUAUUAUGACACUCACCGCCGCCGCUUCAACAGCAUUAAAAGGAGCUGCAACACUUAAAUCGAGGGGCAUGAAGGAAGUGUGGAAUGCGGCGGCUAUAAACCCGACGGAGAGAGGGAUCGGAGCAUCCAGCAGCCAUGGUACUGUGAAUAUUUUUGAAAGUCAAAAAUUUAGCGGCGACCCUCACCCGAUUCAUCACGACUUUGAUCUUCUACGUGACUGUGAAUCAAACCAUCCAAUUCAACAUGAAGAUAAUUUCGUCACCGUACGAUUGCUCGCUGAUGGCUGUGAGCUUCUUAAACGUACUCGUAGUGACGACCUUCAUUGGAAAAUUGUCUCUGUUUAUAUCAACCGAUCAAAUCAGGUUGUGUUGAAGAUGAAGAGCAGGCACGUGGCUGGGGCUAUAACCAAAAAGAAAAAGAAUGUGGUGGUGGAUGUAGUGAAAGAUAUUCCGGCAUGGGCAGGGCGGCACCUGCUGGAGGGCGGCGACGACCGCCGCUACUUCGGGCUGAAGACACUGAUGCGAGGGGUGGUGGAAUUCGAGUGCAGAAACCAGAGAGAGUAUGACAUGUGGACACAGGGAGUUGCCAAGCUUCUUGUAAUGGCGGCUGAAAGGACUUGUAUGUUCCAAGAUCAACCUGUUUGAACGGGGAACACAAAUUGUAAAUUAUAAGCUUUUUU